AGCUGAGGUCAAAAAGAGGGUCUCUGAUCCCCUAUAAAAACAGACACCAGGUCAGCAGAGAAGAUGUAAGACCACCUUCCAAUCCAGAGAGAGAAGGAACAGAGAGAGAAACCCAAAAGAUUUUGUGCUACAUCUUCAUCACCUGUUCUCAUUCUUUAGUUUCUGGGCAAACUUACAUCCCACUCUAUCAUUGUCAUAAUGUGUAAAGCUGCAGUAAUCACGGUUGCCCUGCUGGUGGCGCUGGUGGGCAGCACUCAGGCUACAGAGGGUCACCCCUUCUAUGGAGUGAAGCUGUGCGGCAGAGAGUUCAUUCGAGCGGUCAUCUUCACCUGCGGAGGCUCUCGCUGGAGGAGAUCUCUGGAUGUGUCCGGUGACCUGUCCAGCGAUCUGCUGUCUGCUCACAACGAUGAGGCCUCUGAAAGCUGGAGCACCAACCCCAUCACUGGACCCUCCUCCGGCUGGGCAGGAGAGGGCCAGGAGGGCCCCGUGUUCAGCCGCCCCGCCCGCUCGCUCAUCUCAGAGGAAGUGCUGGAGGCCUUGCGCACGUCAGACAGGAAAGGGCGGGAUGUGGUGGUAGGGCUGUCGAACGCCUGCUGUAAAUGGGGUUGCAGUAAAAGUGAGAUCAGCUCGUUAUGUUAAAGGACAAUUUGUUCAAAUAUCUCCAUCCUUCCUUUUCUUCUACCUCUUUUCCAUCCUUCUCAAAUGUGAAGAAUGAGGGUGGAGAGGUCAUAAGGGGGUGGAUGGUUUUUCUUUGUAUGAAGUAGUGAAAAUACACUUGUUAGAACUUGUUGCCUUGUGUCAAAUAGGUAGGAAUAGCAGAAUUUAGCCAAAGUGAAGCGUCUGUCCAUUUCUGUGUCUGUCACAUGGUUCAGAAUGUUCUCACCGUGUCUACCCAUGUGAUGUUCUUGUGAGGUCAUUGAUUUAGUAACAGCCAUCUGAAAUAAACUUUUGUUUGCAUAAUGCGGUUUCUACAAUGAUUUUAAUGUAACGGUUGAAGAAUACAAACUUUAAAAGUAAUUAUGCCAUUUUCGCUCUUAUGAACAUUAUUUAUCAGUAGUUUGGUGCCGCUAAUGGGCCUUAGCUAACCCUUCAGCUAAAUAUGAAAAAACUCU
Messenger RNA from Xyrauchen texanus (razorback sucker), 1112 nucleotides. Its product is annotated as relaxin-3-like. Gene Ontology annotation, molecular function: hormone activity. Lineage: Eukaryota; Metazoa; Chordata; Actinopteri; Cypriniformes; Catostomidae. The coding region runs from base 199 to 639 and encodes 146 amino acids. Gene Ontology annotation, cellular component: extracellular region. The record is from RefSeq and is a predicted model, not a curated record. The transcript is spliced from 2 exons.